This is a messenger RNA of Globicephala melas (long-finned pilot whale), 1783 nucleotides long. It is a transcript of the gene SMIM45, whose product is annotated as small integral membrane protein 45. The record is from RefSeq and is a predicted model, not a curated record. NCBI's taxonomy places the organism in Eukaryota, Metazoa, Chordata, Mammalia, Artiodactyla, Delphinidae.
GAGGGUGGGGGGCAGAGAGAAGGGUCUCCAACGGGCAGGGAGAGGUACAGGCUGCCGGAGCUAGCCCAGGACUGCCCCCUCCUGGCCCAGUCAGACCCCCUGGGCCUGAGAAACUCUGUCUCCCGUAGGGGGCGUUGGCCUCGCCCUUUCUCUGCUUCCAGCACCCGGGGCGGCUGCAGAUGGCAGCAUCUCUGGGGACGGCAGCUGCGACUGAGUCCACGGGCCGACGCUGAGCUGCUUAGGCCGAGGCUGUGCGCUCAGCCCGGAGCCCUCGGAACAGGCAUCUGCAGGGCUUGAGCCCACCUCGUAGACCCACCUGGCAGUAGAGGGACAAGAGGAGCUGGAGCUUGGAGACAGAGGUCUGAAAAGCUGGAGCUUCUCUUCAGCCUGCCCUGGAGGUCAUUCCAUGCAUCCCCUUUCUUCCCUCCCUAGAAGACAAGGGUCUCCGUCUUCCCAGCCGUAAGGUGAAGCUCCGACCUCCUGGCUCUGUGAAGCCUGCGGGUCCCCCUCUGGGAGGGUGGGUGGGAUAAGCAGCCUCUCUGCUGGUUCUCACCGACCGCGUCUCAGCAGCCAAGGCCUCCGCGAUGCCGCACUUCCUGGACUGGUUCGUGCCUGUUUACCUGUUCAUCUCUGUCCUCAUUCUGGUGGGCUUCGGCGCCUGCAUCUACUACUUCGAGCCCGGUUUGCAGGAGGCGCACAAGUGGCGCAUGCAGCGACCCCUGGUGGACCGUGACCUCCGCAAGACAAUGAUGGUUCGCGACAACCUGGCCUUCGGGGGCCCCGAGGUCUGAGUUGACCGGCUCUGUUGGCGGUGGGGGGCGGGCACCGGGUGCCCUCUCCCGUCCCGCCCGGCCUGGAGACCCCGGGGCAGACGGAGGAGAAUCCCUGGUCGUCCAGGCUCUCCCUCGCAGCCUGGCUCCUCCCAGGAGGAGGGGCUCUGGGAGGACCCUGGCUGUGGGGCACCUGGGUGCCUUGAGAUGUCGCUGCUGAUGGCCCAGGGCUUGCUCUCCAGGUCAAGCCAGCUUAUCCCACACCUGCCUUCCCCAGCUCUGGGGACGCCCCACGGCCCCCCAGUGCCUUUGUGCUGCCCAGCACUCCUGCCCCUCCACCCGGCGUCAGGCAUGGCUGCCCCUGCCUGUCCUGAGCCUUCAGAUCUCCCACUUCCCUACCAGAUCCUCGGUGACACUCAGCUCCCCACUCCAGCCAAUGGUAUCGACCCUACAGCUUCAUGGGCCAGGCUUCAAAGCUGACCCAAGGAAAGGGCCCCCUUUGGAGGGAUGUCAGCUGAGUCCAGCCCAGUCCUACCACUCCGGACCCGGGCUUGGCAUGGACGAGUGUUUGUGGUGGGGUGUGCAAGGGGCAAGGCCAUAGAGGAAGGAGGUGUGUGUGUGUGUGAUAGAGAGAGAGAACGUUUGGGGUCAGGCGUGCGGAGGGGAGGAGAAGCAUGUUUGUGUGAGGGGGGUGGCCCCCAGGCAGGAUGCGAGGUGGUGGGGAUGGGGUGAGCUUUGUGGGCAGUGUGGGGACCACCAGCAGUUCCCACCCCCCACCCUCGGCUGGACUUGCCUAUCCCUUCCCUUUCCCAAGGCUGAGGCCACUGGCAGGAGCCCCUGCCCUCCCCUCCGGGUCCUGCACUGCACCAGGGGCCCCAAGCCCACCCUGGAGCCUCUCCUUCUCUGUGGAGCACCACUGCCUCCUUUUUGGACAUAGAUUGGCAACCUGCUCACUCCCCUCCUUUGGGGCGUCCAUCUUAAUUUAUCUUAAUAAUAAAGACUCCAUGACUAUC